AUGAGCGACGACGGAGAAAGAAGUUGCCCUCUCUGUGCGGAGGAGAUGGACUUGACUGACCAACAAUUAAAGCCCUGCAGAUGUGGCUACGAGGUUCUGAAUUCCGGCCUUGUCACUAUUCUCCCAUUGGCAUGGUCAACAAUCAUCAAGCACCCCAAAAACUCUAACGACAACAUAUGAACCACAGUCAAAUGGUUACGGAUCUCUAUUUCUUUUUAUUACUUGUGUAAGAGACUCAACAUCGUUAUUUUUUCCCCUUCAGAUUUGUGUCUGGUGUUGGCAUCAUAUUGUUGAAAUGGCUGAAAAGGAUGACUCAGAGGCACGGUGUCCUGCAUGUCGUACCCCUUAUGACAAGGAAAGGAUUGUUGGGACGGCUGCAAAUUGUGAAAGGUAGUGGGGACAUUAUAUGACGUUCUUUUUAAGUUAUUUAUUAUCCUAGUGAAUUCCCAAAUUUUGACUGCUACCUUGAUAGGGUGGUUGCUGAAGUAAAUGCCGAGAAAAAGCAAAAGUUUCCAAAGGCAAAGCCGAAGACAUCUUCAGAAGCAAGAAAACAUCUGAACAGCGUUCGCGUAAUUCAGCGAAAUCUCGUGUAUAUAAUUGGAUUACCUUCAACUAUGGCUGAUGAAAAUGUGCGUUACAUCUCUCUGAUGCCUCCUAUUUUGGACAUUUUGUUCAUUAUUUACACUUGAAGAUCUGUUUUCAUUUAUUUUUGAAUAUAAUUCAUUUAAAAUUGUACUUUUGGAUAUCAGUUACUUGAACGCAGAGAAUACUUUGGCCAGUAUGGUAGAGUCUUAAAAGUUUCUAUUUCUCGCACAACUGGGGGAGCUCAGCAAGCAUCUAAUGCUAGUACUUUUAGUGUGUAAGUGAUAACCUUGAUUUCGUAGUUCUCUUCUUGCUUUUAACAGGAUUUAGAUGAUAAAAGACUAAUUUGUGGAAUUGUUUAUGGACUUAAGGCAAAUGUCUCCUGCAACAUGCAGCAUUAUUUUCUUAUCACUUCCAAUGUACUUGCUAAUCUCCCCUGUUCUUCUAUUCAAGUACUACCAAAAUGAUUGCUUUCAUGCGCCAGUGAAGUCAUUUUACAUUUUGAAUGGUAAUUUCACUGUUCGUGUUCCCAUACAUAAUGAUUAGUUUGCGUCAGUUGCUAUGUCCCUUCUGUUGACAAGUGUCGUCUAAAUGGAUGACAUGGUAAGCCAGCCUCAAUUAGGAAGGUAAGUUAGCGUCAAAGAAUGGAUCUUAAAAUAUUUUUGGAGAACAAGAAACCUGGGGAGAAUUCUGUUUCUGUCUUCUUGCCUCUUGAAAAGGGAAGAUCUAUUCAUAUCAUGCUUUAUGCCUCACGCCACAUCAUCAUUUCGCUGGUUGAAAUCACUUGUUAAAGAGCUUCAUCGUUGAAGUUGUCAAUCCUGAAAAUGGGUUGUGUGUUUUCCUCCAUGGCAUUCAUGAAUAAAGCUUUGGAUAUGCCUGACCAUUGCUAAUGUCCUUGUUUGCUGUUAUAGUUUUGGCUGUUGAUUAUUCGAUCUUGUUCAUACUUGCUGUUUUAGGUACAUUACAUAUGCUAAAGAGGAGGAAGCCAUUCGAUGUAUUCAAGCUGUACACAAUUUUGUUUUAGAAGGUAAAACAUUGAGGUAUGUUUUUUUUUCUAUGUUCUCUGGUUGUUUUCUUAAUUAUUUUCUCCUACACUCAUUGAUUUUAUUGUAUUUUUUAGAGCUUGCUUUGGUACCACAAAAUAUUGUCGUGCUUGGCUGAGAAAUAUGGUAUGUGAGGAUAUCUUUUCAGCAUAUUUUAGUGAACUCCUUUUCUUCUUGUUUCAAGGGUGCUUGAUUAAUUUUCUUUUUGAGACUCAGAGGAUUUGUUUAUUGAUGCAGACUUGCAACAACCCAGAUUGCUUGUAUUUGCAUGAUGUUGGUUGCCAAGAGGAUAGCUUCACAAAAGAUGAAGUUAUCUCAGCUUAUACGAGGUAAAUGCUCUGCAAUUUUAUUUAAUAUUGAGUGAUGAUUUUUUCAAAGUAGUAUAAUUAUUUAAUGUGUUUCAGUAUAUGCGUAUGCUUUGUUAGUAGAACCAGUGAUUUUCAUUCAACUUGAAUUUUAUGUUUGAAGAAGCGGGUAUAUAAUAUAUUUCAUACAUUAUCUAUAUUUUAUUUUAUUUGUUGUUGUUGUUUAAUAUUCUUUUUAUACCGUUUAUAUCUUUUCGCUGUUUUUCUAACAAAAUUCCUGUUGCGAGGAAAGUUUUGUUUCUUUUGAUAUGGAAUGCGUGCCAAUUAUAGUUUCGUGUUUCUAUAUGCUAUGAAGGCAAUUUAUGUGUUUAUGCAUAACUUUUGCCAUAAAUGUGCUUGAUUUAUUUUAUCUGCUUAACCGUUUACUAAGAUUUCAUGUCGCACACCUGUCUUUGUCCCGGGAUACUUUAUAUAUGCCCUUAAGAAAAUCCGUAAAAUGCUAGUUGCUGCUUCAAAUGUCUUCCAAGAUCAGAAUAUCUCUCCCAUUGCCUGUCUGAAAUCUGGGUAAGAGCGUAUUAGGAUCAGAGCGGGGUGAAAGUAUUCCCAUAUGAAGCUCAGAUUCCUGACCUGUUAUCUGAUACAUUUUACAUCUGUUAAGCUUCUAAAACAUCUAGUUUUAUUCAACUUUGGUCCACAAGAGUUCUUCUCUGUUACCUAAUUUCAAACUUUGUUAAGACAUUUCGGUCUUUUUCAUGGAGUUACUGUUGGCUAAUCCCAUUGCUCCUCAGCGAUUGGAUGCAGGCCUUGGUCAAAUUGGCAGUCUUUGGUCUUAAUUAGCUACCUAGUUGUGGGAGUUCUUGAUGUGGCCUGGAAAUGAAUGUCUAGGCUAUAUCGCACCAGCUUGUAAAUAACGAACUUAUUACCAGCUGAUAUGACUUUGGCUUUCUCAGCCUUUUUAUGGCUGUCCACUUUAAAUUGUCCAUAAUAUUCUUUAUUAGGGUGUUUUCAACAGAGAUACAAUGCGGAUGCCCAAAAAUUUUCAAGCCCCUUUUCCCCACCUUCCUUUAGUUAACAGACAUCCUUUACUUCUCCUGUAAUGUUUUAAUUCUGCCCUAGCCCUCACACCCUCCAGCAUAAGAGGCAUUCUACUUACUAUUGUUGAAAAACUCAGAGGAUGCAGGGAUUAUGGAUCGGAACAUGAAAAUUAUCCGUUUUUUUUAUUCUGUCACUAAAUGGGCUGAUGCUUGUUCAGUGACUACUCUCUCUGCAUCCUUUUUUAUCUGCCAUUCAUAUGAAUUAAAUAUAUCAGCUGCAUGUGUAACGCUGUCCAGGCUUUAUACUUGGAUAUCCAUCCAAGUUACUGCCGCAGAACAUACACAGCCUGCGUCCCAUGUCUAAGUUGAUCACAAUCCUUGCUGCUGGGAAAAGAGGUAAUGACAUUCGGCCAUUCUUAGGCUUCAAUGGUAAAUGGCGGCUAGGAGACGGCCUUUCCCAGUGUUUAAUCUCAUGUCCUGCCGAGGCUUCCGUGACAUUCAGUUCUUUCAUAGAGGGAUUGCAUAAGUGGUCCUGAUGUCAUAUCACCAUUGUGUUCUUUCCCAUUGUGUUGUUGCAUGGGAAGUUGAAAGUAAAAGGUUAAGAAUUGAGGUGGAAGGAAAUGAAACAAAGUGCUGGAAAUGGCAAUGAACUGGAGAGAAGCUUCUGUCGUUCUCACAAAAGGGUGAACGCAUGGGCAACUGUUCGUUUAGAUCGUAGCCAGAGAAGUACAAAGGAACUAUUGUCAAUCUACCUAAUCUUCUUACUGUCUUCCCCCCUUUUUGUCCAACUGUUAUCUAAGCUGGUAGUGGAAAUAGAUGUUUAGCGUCAAUAUAUAACUAUAAGGUAUCUGAAACUCCUCAGGUUGUUUUGCUCAUGGUGGUAUGAGAAGAUCUCAAUAACAAUCUGAAGAAGACACUCAGGCUGACAAAACUUUAAGAUGGGUAAAAACAGGCAAUUCGCAAAUCUACUGACCGGUUCAGUUCAUUUUCGUUAAUUUCCAUUGAUAUAACCUAGUUAGAGAUAUUUGAUCUUAUCCACUGAUUAAUGGUCUAUGCUUCCAUAGCUGUUACUGAAUACAUCAAAUUCAACUGAUGUGAAGAUAAAACUUACACCGUUGAUUCGAUAUUUAUGAACUAGAUCCAUAGACUUUUAUCAGAUUUUCGUAAUGACGAUUUAUUUUUGGUCGUCCGCUCCAAUUUCUCUUUGAGUGUUUAACGUAAAAAUAGUUGAAAUUGGCUUGUACUAAUGAGGAGAAUCAAGAUAGUGAACUGGUGGGUAGGUGUUUUCUGCUGUCCCGUGACAAAGGAAUGCAUUACGGUUACCUAAUCUUUGAGGGUUGUCAUGUGAAAGGGAUCGCUACCUGGAUCCUGUGAAUCAUUUCCUCAUUAUUGACCUUAUUUAUGCCUUAAUUUAUCUCUCCCCGGGUAAAUUUUUCCUUUUUUUCAAACUGCUCAAUACCUUUAUAUUAAUGGCUUAAUUAUCAUUGCCUCUUUACAGGAGUAGAGUCCCUCCAAUGGCUUCGGGUAAUGUGCAUCGACGUAUUGGUAGUGUGCUACCUCCGCCAGCAGAUGACUUUUGCAAUUCUACGACAGUUUCAGCUAGCAAAAUUGUGAUAAAGGUCUCCUCGAAUGUGAGAAUGAUUUAUAUUCUAGCCUUAAUAAAUUUUCUUUUAUUUUUAUUUUAUACCCUCUUUGUUGUGGAUUUGAUGGACUCCUACAUGGGAAAUUUUUAUUCUCUUAUUGAAAACAAAUGUAUCUCCACUUUGGCUGUGCUGAGGGCUUUGCAGUUUUUGAUGCUUGUUUAUGUGCUGUUGUAUUGAUUAUGUAUAUGUAUUUUUCCUGCUAGACUUCUGUUUCUCAAGCUAAAGGUUCUCUUGACAUUGGCGGUUCUGGAAAGGCCGCCGGUCUUCCAGCUGCUGCUUCAUGGUAUGCGUUGCCUGCCCCUUUUCACUUUGAAUGCGGUUACUAUCUCCUUUGCUAAAAGUUUCGCAUUUUUAGGGGACUCCGAGCUAAUUCCCGACCACCAUCUUCGACUGUAUCAUCUGUGCAAGGCCUUGCCAAAGAAAAACCGGAAACACUCUUUAGUACUUCUGUGCCUUCAUCAACUGGUGCAAGUAUGUCUGCAUGGCAUGACGAUAUAGUUUCAGCUCCAGGAAUUGUUGAAGAGAGUCAGACAGUGCAUGUGGAUGGCAGGUGUAGGCCAUUAGAAUCUCAUAGGUCUACAGGCAAGGAUUCACAGACAUCUGUGUUUAUUUCAUCAGCAGAUGUUUCCCUUGUACAUUGUUCAUCCGCUUGGUCUGAUGAUGACAUUGCACCAGUCAAUAGUACCGAACAGAGCUCAGCAACACGAUUAAAUAGUGGAUCUGGUCUCUUGGAGGCUUUCAAAUAUGUUGGGAAAAAUUCUUAUCCGGCUCCAUCAAAUUCCUUGCCAGAGAUUUCUUCGAUAAAAGAAGCAUCAGCAUGGUAUGAUGAUGUGCAUACGCCCAGCGAUAUAUCAGAAAAAGACCAUGCAACGCAAUCUAGUUCAUCUAGAACUUCAGAUUCGUCCAGAAUAUUUGUUGGUAAAUACUCCCAAACAAUUUCCGGUCCAUCAGCAGAUGGUUCUCUGACGAACGAAAACUCUGCUUGGGAUGAUGAUAUAGGUGCUACCUUGUUGGCGUCUGUAGAAAAUCAUGCAGGUUCCUUUGAAUCAUGUCCUGUGCAAGCACCAGAAACUUCUUUUGAUACAAAACCUUAUGUGCCUGAUUCAGAUUUGUCAGCAGAAUUUGCCAGUAUUAGACCUUAUGAUUUUGUGACUUCUAAGGCCCAGUCAUCUAGUCUAAUUGCACAGGAGGGCGAUAGAGAAGGCUUUUUGUCUAGUGACCUCAACAUGGUAAACAGUUCUGAAUUUGAUCGUCUACCUCAGGCUGUUCCUGGCGAUAAAGCUGCCGGCUCUCGCACUGACGUUAAUGGGUUCAACAUACAAAAUUUGUCUUCACAUUUGUCAAUACUUAACUUGGAUAACCAAUCUUUUAUUGGCCUCCCCAGUAUGGAUGCUCGUGAUUCAGUUUCAGACGCUUUUGGCGAGUUUAUAACAUCGCCUCCAUGUUUUCAGCAGCGGUGCACUGAAAAUGGCACUGGAAAUCUAUAUCUGAGACAUUCUGGUGGGAGUACCAGUAUGUCUGAAGAGACACAUGAACUAUCGGAUCGGGCUUUGGAACCACCGAGAGAAGCUUCUGACGCUGAGCUCCAGCAUUGUGCUUCACACGUUAUUACUCAGUCAUCGCAUUUACCUUAUUCUUCUGGGCCUUUCUUCCUUUCUGAUGCUCCAAGUAAUCAUACUCUCCGUCGUGAAGUGUGUGAUUUAGCAAAUGAAGAUUUUCGAACGUCAGAUGUAGAGCUGAAUGGAACACCGCAUCAAUCUAGAGGUGAUAACACAUUGUCUAAUGGACAAGCUGAGAGGAAGUUUGGCUGUUCGGAAGAAGUGGGGAAAUUUGUGGAAUACCCUGACCCAGUCUCUAUUGGGGAGAACCAAAAGUAUUUUGGAAGAUUGCAUAAUCUACCUGUGGGGAAAAAUGUCAGUGUAGAUACGGGAGAAAGCAACAUAAUUUCCAACAUCUUGUCAAUGGACUUUGAUCCAUGGAAUGAUACAUCGGUUUCAACAGAUAGUUUUGCCAAAUUUCUCUGUGAAACUGAUGAACAGAAUAGCGGGUUGAAAAUGACUAAUUUAUGGAAGGGGCAAAGCAAUAAUCAGUCCCGAUUUUCUUUUGCAAGGCAAGAAAGCCAGACACCCUUCUCAAGACCAUCUUUCAGUGAGUUUGCACAUGUACAGACGAACGGUCCAGGGUUGCAUGGUUCGCUUGUAGAUAUCCAAAAUGGUUUUGCGGCCAGUAGUUCCAGGUAUCCAGUGGGAUUCAGCGGUGACCAAUCCGCGGUUUUGAUUGAGAAAUCUGCUGGUAAGUAUCAGGUGACGGUAGAAUUCCUGGAAUCUUUUGUCCUGUAAAACAUCAAAAAGUUGAUUUUCCAUCCUGGUAAUUUUCUGUUAAAAGAUCAACAUGCUUUUGAUAGUGAGGCAAUUCUAGAUGCGGGUUUGGCUGAUUGAUUUGAGGGGGAAGAUUACCAGUGCAAUUUUGUCAUAUUUUCCUGCUCUUCAUAUGAGAAGAACAAACAUUUGAAUGUUUUUUUUAUCAUGGAUUUUGAGACCCAUAUUAGUCUGCCAAGGAAAUCUGGUGCUCACCGCUAAUUCUCAGUUUUUUUUAAACUCAGACAUCGUUCUCAGGUUUUUAUUAUUGUUCCACAUGAUUUCUUGUUUUCUACGUGUCUCUCUUGGUUCUGUUUUUUGUUUAGGAUUUAUUAUUUGCACCAUCUUCUUGACUCUAACUGUUUGUCACAUCAUCCAUGGCAAAUUUCAUUAUUCGGAUAUAUCGUUUUAGCUUAACUUAACCCGGGCAUUUCAAUUUUUUUAUAUAUUAUAAAAUCAUUUGCGACCAUCAGCAUGGUUUCGAUAAUCCUCAAAAUCACCUAAGAGGAAAUUCUUCACUAGUUAGUACUUUUGUAAUUGCUGACGUUUUUUCCAUCACUCGAUUGUCACUGCAUGUAGCUAUUGAUUUCUAUUGCUUUACCAUAUACUUUUUGAUCUGACAGACAUUUUCUGAUUCCAUUUUGUUCCUUUGUCUUAUUAAAGCUGCUUCAAGGGCUAAGACUUCGGCACCUCCUGGAUUCUCAGUCCCAAACAGGCUUCAGGCGCCUCCUCCUGGUUUUUCAUCCCAUGACAAAUUGGAUCAGGCUUAUGAUAGCACAUAUUCAGGUUUGAUAGUCUCAUUGCGCUAGUGUUCUGGACAUCAGCAAGACCAGCUCGAUGUAAUGCGUUUUCUCCAUUUGCAGAGAACCAUAUGUAUGGAGGAGGGCCUUCUCUGAGGAGGGAGUAUCCGAUGGCAUCCGCUGGGUACAGUGGCGAUGUAGAGUUUCUUGACCCAGCUAUCUUGGCUGUUGGCAAAGGGAGACUACCACAUGGAGUAGACAAUUCUGGCUUUGAUUUAAGAUAUGCUCCGCCUCCACAGUUCAACGGUUCUGAUGUUGACCCAAGACUUCAGCUCCUCAUGCAGCAGUCCGUUUCCGCUCAACAAGAGCUGAGAAUCCCGGAGAAUUUUGGGGGCAGAUUUUUACCUGUAAAUGAUUCAUACGUCCCAUCUAGACACCUACAUCAGAAUCUCCCGCCACUGUCUCCUUUUGAUUUGAUGUCAAUCCAGCACUCCAGAAAUGCACAGUGGGAAGGCUGGAACGACAUCCAGGCUAACAGUGACCCAGGCAUGGGUGAGUUACUGAGGAACAAGAGGCUCGGGCUUAACAGAUACUUCCCUGGAAACGAAGAAAAGUUUCGGGCAGGUGAUGUGUACAACAGAGACUUUGGAAUGUGA
Messenger RNA from Spirodela intermedia, 8360 nucleotides. The record is from the annotation of a GenBank genome assembly. Lineage: Eukaryota; Viridiplantae; Streptophyta; Magnoliopsida; Alismatales; Araceae.